This is a messenger RNA of Fraxinus pennsylvanica, 1134 nucleotides long. The record is from the annotation of a GenBank genome assembly. NCBI's taxonomy places the organism in Eukaryota, Viridiplantae, Streptophyta, Magnoliopsida, Lamiales, Oleaceae.
AUGGCCAUCCUCUUCCGGGUUCUUCUGAUCCUCAUUCUUUCAGAUUCACUUGUUAGUACCCGAUGCCUCGGAGUAGGAAUUAAUUAUGGCCAGAUUGCCAACAAUCUUCCAUCACCUUCCCGUGUGGCAUAUCUUCUCAAAUCUCUCAACAUUAGUAAAGUGAAGCUUUAUGAUGCCAAUCCAAAUGUCUUAACAGCAUUUGGAAAUUCAAAUGUCGAAUUUGUGGUCGGGCUAGGGAAUGAGUAUCUACAAAAGAUGACUGAUCCUAUUCAAGCUCAAACUUGGAUUCAACAGCAUGUGCUACCUUAUAUUUUCCAAACCAAGAUCACUUGUUUCACCGUUGGAAAUGAGGUCCUCACAGGCAAUGAUACUCAGUUAAUGUCUUAUCUUUUGCCGGCAAUGCGGACAGUAUAUGGGGCUCUUCGUGGUCUAGGAAUAAACAAGGAUGUAUAUGUUACAACGGCUCAUUCAACCGGAAUCUUGGGUAACUCCUUCCCUCCUUCUGCAGGAGUGUUUCGACAAGAUCUAGCCGAGUAUAUCCAGAGCAUUCUAAAUUUCCAUUCACAGACUGAUUCACCAUUUCUGAUAAACGCAUAUCCCUUUUUUGCAUACAAAGAUAACCCCGAUCAGGUUUCAUUGGACUAUGUGCUUUUCCAGCCUAAUCCAGGGACUACAGACCCAAUUACGAACUUGAAAUAUGAUAACAUGUUAUACGCUCAAAUUGAUGCUGUUUAUGCUGCAAUCAAAGCAAUGGGCCAUACAGAUAUACAAGUCAAAGUUUCUGAGACGGGAUGGCCAUCUAAGGGCGAUCCAAGUGAGGUAGGAGCUACACUGGAGAAUGCUAGAUUAUAUAACAGUAACUUGCUGAGUCGGGUACAGCAAAACCAGGGUACUCCAGCGAAGCCAUCAGUACCUAUUGAUGUGUAUGUUUUUGCACUUUUUAACGAGAAUUUAAAACCUGGGCCAUCAUCUGAAAGGAAUUACGGGUUAUAUUAUCCUGAUGGUACCCCAGUUUAUUAUAUCGGGUUACAAGGUUUUCUUCCUCGCAUGGAUUAUGCAGCUUCAAACAGAAAUGGCUUAAAUUUCUUUCAUCUCCUCCUCUUUCCCGUAGCCUUCUUACUACGUACUUUAUAG